Molecule: messenger RNA, 1043 nt
Organism: Suillus clintonianus
Lineage: Eukaryota; Fungi; Basidiomycota; Agaricomycetes; Boletales; Suillaceae
Exons: 6
Coding region: 38-640 (200 amino acids)
Cellular component (GO): membrane; signal peptidase complex
Molecular function (GO): serine-type endopeptidase activity
Source: RefSeq, a predicted model, not a curated record
UGUUUAUCUCUCCCAAUUUUCUAAUCGUCUGGUAGAGAUGUUCUCAGAUGAGCUCAAGGCAUUCCGUAGACUAGGCUUCCGACAUUUUCUACUUCAAAUUCUCAACUUCGCCUCCGUCAUCGCAUCUGGCCUCAUGCUAUGGAAAGGCCUCGGCCUAAUCUUGAACACGGAAUCGCCGAUUGUCGUUGUUCUCAGUGGUUCAAUGGAACCAGCAUUCUACCGUGGCGACCUUCUUUUCCUCACCAACCCCUCAGGCGAACGCUACCACACAGGUGACAUCACAGUGUACAGGAUCCCUGGCGCUGACAUCCCCAUCGUGCACCGCGUCAUGGAAACCCGGGAUGUCACUAUCCCGUUCGACAAUUCUACGGAGAACCGUGUCAUAAAAAACAAACUCGCAAAGCUCAAACUCCCACCGGGAGAACAUCAACUGAUGCUCACGAAAGGUGACAAUAAUCAUGUUGAUGAUAUUGACCUCUACCAGGGCCUUGAAUGGCUCGACCAAAGACAUAUCGUUGGCAAAGUUCGCGGAUUCCUUCCGUACAUCGGUUACGUGACAAUCGCCAUGAAUGAUUUCCCGCAACUUAAAUACGCGCUUCUAGGAGGUCUUGGGUUAUUGGCUGUUUUGCAGCGGGAGUAGCAUUCCCUAUGGAGGGUGGGCCUUUACGCAGAUCCAUUUUGCUUUUUUCAAUGUAAGGUGUCGCGCGCAUGAAAUAGCAACAUUGACCUCAUUGGGUUACGUUCAACAUCAUGGCUGUUUGAUACCCCGACAAUAUGGUGGAUCUUUGGUGAUGGUAUUCUCGCUCCUCUUGCGCUGUUCCUCUCAUGGCCAAUCCCACUUCGCUUGACUAGUCUUACUAUCAACAUGACACAGCAGGCCAAGAGCGCUACUCCUCCCUCUCCUCCGCCUUCUUCCGCAGCGCGGAUGCCGUCCUCCUCAUGUUCGACGUCAGCACACCAGAAACUAUGCACGCGCUCACGAAAUGGUUGGAAGAGUUCAAGUUCCGAGCCCCAGUCAGUGAUGAAUGAAGAAGCCAACAACU